AUGAAAACGAAGGAUCCGCGAAUGUCCUUUCGCAUCUCCAAGUCCAGACGAAAGCCUGAGAUUCCUGGAACCUCGGUCAUCUCCAUAAAUGAACAAGAAAUUCCUGGCUCUUCUGUAAUGUCAUUAGACUAUCCGAGCAAAGCACAACUGAACAAGGGUACCAAGUCAUUGCACGCGACAUCGUACGUGUUUGCAGUAGAUCGAAAUGCCAUUAUCUCCAAGAAGAAGAUCGUUCCAGGCACCUCCAUAAUCAGAAUUAUUCAGAAAAGAGAUAACUACAUCAACUCAGAUACCGGCGGUAUCAAAUAUCCUGAGAUGUCAGGAAAGCGAAUAUUCGCCAAUGAAGUGGAAGCUGAACCAUCGUCGAAAUAUCAGAAUGACUCGUCGUCUUCUACAGUAUUCAAUAUUGAAAAUAUGACUGACUUUCCUAUAGGAGAAACUACAGACUUUGAAAUUUCGCCGUCCACCUUGAAACUGAACCUAGAAUUCGGCUCUGAGUUUGCAUUUGCCAUAGGUCCUGUGGUUGGUGAUCUGAGGUCUAGAGAAAGCUCUCCCAGACCUGACUGUGAUCGCGUAGAAUCUACAAUAGUAUUAGAAACAGGCUCAAGAAAACAUACGACCACAGAAAACAAAAUACAAUCAGUGACAACUCCCUAUGUAUGGGAUAGUCUGGUUACUAGCAAAAAUGCAACGGCAAACAAACAUCAUUCGGCCAUAAUACGAACUAAGCAGCAAUCGACGUUUUCUGUAAAUUUGCUGCCCCACACAAAUCUGUCACCAGGACGGGCACUCAAAUUCAAAUUGCGGGAAGACAAGCGGGAGAAAGCAGUUCCGGGAACUUCUAUCAUAUUUGAGAAUAACGAAAUUACAAACUUAUCGAAUCAAGGGGGAAAGAAGUCUUCCACUGGCUUACGGUUGGCUGACCAGGGUACCAAGGCCUGGCAGGUCUUUACCACCGGCAAAAACUAG
Scheffersomyces stipitis CBS 6054 is the source of this 969-nucleotide messenger RNA. RefSeq lists its product as uncharacterized. NCBI's taxonomy places the organism in Eukaryota, Fungi, Ascomycota, Pichiomycetes, Serinales, Debaryomycetaceae. The transcript has a single exon. The record is from RefSeq and is a predicted model, not a curated record. The coding region runs from base 1 to 969 and encodes 322 amino acids.